This is a messenger RNA of Ostreococcus tauri, 1701 nucleotides long. Its product is annotated as Choline transporter-like. The coding region runs from base 1 to 1701 and encodes 566 amino acids. Gene Ontology annotation, molecular function: transmembrane transporter activity. Gene Ontology annotation, cellular component: membrane. NCBI's taxonomy places the organism in Eukaryota, Viridiplantae, Chlorophyta, Mamiellophyceae, Mamiellales, Bathycoccaceae. Gene Ontology annotation, biological process: transmembrane transport. The record is from RefSeq and is a predicted model, not a curated record. The transcript has a single exon.
AUGGCGACGCACGCGAGCGCGCACGCGCCGAGAGAGACGCGAGGACGGCGAGACGGGUGUUGGGCGCUCGCGUUCGUCGCGGUCGCGGUCGCCGCGCUCGUCGUCGGUGUCGUCGCGCGCGCGACGACGCCGACGACGGGGACGAAUGUGCAGACGUGGAAGGCGCUCAGGGGGGGGGAGGCGUGCUUUUUGGGGGGAGAGCGCGCGUGGCGGGGGACGCUGGAGGCGAAUAAGGCGCGCAUAGAGGCGAGCGCGACGCGCGUCGCCGCGGCGUCGCUCGGGUUAGGGGCGGGGAAAGGGCUGGGAAAACGAUCGAGGAUGAUGAUUGGGAGCGACGUGGGGGCGGUGGAGGGAAAUUUGGGGGCGGAACAGGAAGCGGUGGACGCGGAGUCUUUGUUGCGAGCGACGUGGCCUUGGAUCGUAACCGCGCUCGUCGCGAGCGUCUUCAUGGGAAUUUUCUUGAUGCACGCGCUGAAGAAUCACUCAAAGAGCGUGGUGUGGGGAGUGAUGUACGCCAAGGUUGGUGUUCUGGCGGUCGUCACCAUCGCCUCGCUCGCGCACGGGGCGCUGCAGGUGUCGCUGUUGCUCGCGUUUCUCACCUUGCUCUCGGCUCUCGUGGUGUGGAUGUGGAGAGACGAGCUCAAUUUGGUGGCUUCUAUGAUCGCCGUGUCGACGCAGAGCCUGUCGGACAACCCACACUUGGUAUCGGUGACGAUGCUGCUGCAGCUGGGCGUCCUGGCGUACAUCUUACCCCUCGCUUGGUUCGCCGUCAGCGCGUCGCAACACGGCUCAGCCGCCAUAAACAAGUACGCCAUCGACAAAGCGACGACGGCGAACGCGUGCGUCGGGUACUACGGACAGGUGGUCGAUUGUUGCACGUGGGAGCUUGAGCACUGGGUGGGCGGGUACUUCGCCCUCGUAUUCUUCGCGGCGAUGUGGGUGUUCGCGGCGGCGCUCGAGUGCCGCAUGUACGUCGUCGGAGGCGUCGUCUCUCAGUGGUACUUCGCCCCGGCUGGGACGACCAACUUCAAGGGCACGACGAAGACAUCGCUGCGUAACGCAUUUGGGCCGUCGUUCGGUACGAUUUGCUACGGCGGUUUCGUCAUCACUGCCAUCGAAUUCCUCAAGGCGGCCGCCGAAAAGGCGCGCCGCGAAAACAGAGGAAAUCUUCUCAUGUGCUGUCUCUCGAUUUGCCUCGAGUGCAUCUACAACAUCAUCGAGUACAUCACUCGUUUCGCCAUGAUCCAAGCCUCGAUGAGUGGAGAGGCUUUCUGCGACGCCGCGAGAACCAUCGCGGAUCUGCUUCAGCGCAAUUUUCUCCUCGCGUACGGCACGUACUACUUUCCUCAAACCAUCCUGGGCACAGUCGUCCUUGUCCUCUCCGGACUUUUUGGCUACAGCAUCUACACUCUCUCCGACCUCGGCUACGCCAUCUCCGGCGACGACAAUAACUCCAAAAAUGCCAUCAUCGGCGGUUGCAUCUGCUUCGUCGUCUCAUACAUCGUCCUCACGUUCGUCGUCAUGAUUCUCCUCAACGUCGUCGACGCAGUCUUCGUCUGUUAUGCCGUGGACAAGGAUCGAUCGACGAUUCACCACCCCGAUCUCCACCAGGUCUUCAAUGACGUCACCGAACGUCAGACCGCCAAGCAACGAACCGAGCAAGAGAACGACGACGCCAACACAAAGUACUCCUCCGUGUAA